CUUUGGGUGAUCGUGUGAGAAAAGGGCUCGAGGAGUUCAACGCGGAGGAGGAUCAUCAAGGCCUUCCCCAUGAGGCAAAAGAAGAAAGCAGAUCUCAGCCGGGCUGAGCUCAUGAUGAUGACAAUAGCAGAUGUCAUCAAACAACUGAUUGAAGCACACCAUCAGGGCAAAGAUGUAAACUUAAACAAGAUAAAAACAAAGACUGCUGCUAAAUAUGGUCUUUCAGCACAGCCCCGUCUGGUUGAUAUCAUUGCCGCUGUGCCUCCUCAGUACCGCAAGGUGCUGGUUCCAAAACUGAAAGCCAAGCCCAUUCGCACUGCUAGUGGGAUAGCUGUUGUGGCAGUGAUGUGUAAGCCGCACAGAUGUCCGCACAUUAACUUCACAGGAAACAUAUGUGUAUACUGUCCAGGAGGUCCUGAUUCUGACUUUGAAUAUUCAACGCAGUCUUACACAGGAUAUGAGCCAACAUCAAUGAGAGCCAUUCGUGCCAGAUAUGACCCAUAUCUCCAAACCAGGCAUCGAGUGGAACAGCUGAAGCAGCUUGGCCACAGUGUGGACAAAGUGGAAUUCAUUGUGAUGGGUGGAACUUUCAUGGCACUUCCAGAAGAAUACCGAGAUUAUUUUAUCCGUAACUUGCAUGAUGCUUUAUCAGGUCACACUUCCAACAAUGUGGCAGAGGCUGUCAGGUACUCAGAGCGUAGCCUUACGAAAUGCAUUGGGAUCACCAUAGAGACCAGGCCAGACUAUUGCCUGAAACGACACCUUAGUGACAUGCUGUCGUAUGGGUGCACAAGGCUGGAGAUCGGAGUGCAGAGUGUCUAUGAAGAUGUGGCCAGAGACACUAACAGGGGUCAUACCGUGAAGGCUGUGUGUGAAUCAUUCCAUUUGGCUAAAGAUGCUGGUUUUAAAGUGGUGGCGCAUAUGAUGCCAGAUUUGCCCAAUGUUGGACUUGAGAGGGAUAUUGACCAGUUUGUGGAGUUUUUUGAGAAUCCUGCCUUUCGCCCAGAUGGUAUGAAGCUCUAUCCGACUCUUGUGAUCCGUGGCACUGGCCUGUAUGAACUCUGGAAGUCUGGGAGGUACAAGAGUUACCCUCCAAGCACCCUAGUGGAUCUGGUGGCAAGAAUUCUGGCUCUCGUCCCCCCAUGGACCCGAGUGUACCGAGUGCAAAGGGAUAUCCCAAUGCCUUUAGUCAGUUCUGGAGUUGAGCAUGGUAACUUGAGAGAACUGGCUCUUGCCAGGAUGAAGGACCUGGGGACAGAGUGCCGUGAUGUGAGGACAAGAGAAGUUGGAAUACAAGAGAUUCAUCACAAAGUGAGACCGUAUCAGGUUGAACUGAUUCGGAGAGACUAUGUAGCCAACGGGGGUUGGGAGACUUUCUUGUCCUAUGAGGAUCCUGAACAGGACAUCCUUAUUGGCCUCCUGCGCUUGCGGAAGUGUUCAGAGGAGACAUUCAGACAAGAACUGAAGGGAGGCGUUUCUAUUGUCCGAGAGCUCCAUGUGUAUGGGAGUGUGGUCCCCGUGAGCAGUCGAGAUCCCUCCAAAUUCCAGCAUCAGGGAUUUGGAAUGUUGCUUAUGGAGGAGGCAGAAAGAAUAGCUAAAGAAGAGCAUGGGUCAUGGAAGAUUGCUGUUAUUUCAGGUGUGGGCACCAGGGAUUACUACCGGAAGAUUGGCUACGAGCUGGAAGGACCCUAUAUGGUGAAAAGACUGGAGUGAUGGAUUUAAUCAGAAAUGUUUUGAAGGCGUAUCUUUGCACCAUUAAUCCUACGAAGCUGCGGUGCAGGGAAGAAAUAAUAUCCUCCCACUGUGGGGAACAAACAUUGGGCUCCAGCCAAGAUCAACUGACUGCAAAUAACUCUCUUCUGCCUGAGGUCCCCAUAGGAGUCCCAAAAUCUUUGCAGGGGCUCCCUUAAAUGACCUGCCCUUCACCCUGAGCACAGCAGAGGCUGCUUGGCGUUUGCUAACCUCCCUUGUUCUGGUCGACAAAAACAAGGUUGCAUUUGAAUCCAGGCCCCAUUAUAUUCAGGGUCUACCUGAUCAUGCAGUGAAAUAGAGAUCACUCUCCAUGCCAGUUUGGCAUCCAGUCUAAAGCUCCCAUAUUGUUGCUCUGUUGCACCAGCCUACUUGUUUUCUAAUGAGAGAUCCUAUUUUAAUUUAGGGUUUGGGGGUGGGAGGGAGGGCACAACACCCGACUUCUAUACGCAAGGUCCUUGAAAAGGGCUAGAACCUUUUUCUUCAGAUAUUUAACAACUUGCCCUGUGCAAGCAUGUAGGUUAGCCAAUUUUUUUCUGCUGAGAACUUGGAGAGGGGGGGGGGGAGAUUACCUUUUGAAGUUAUUUAUACCCAGCAGGCAUCCUUCCAAGAAAGGAUUUUUUGCUCAGUUUCUUGCCAGGCUUCUCUGCUCCAGAUUGUGAGGAAUCCUGGCAGUGUUGCUUUUUCUGCAAUGUGGGAACUGUAGAGAGUGUUAUAAUAAAGGAGUGUGUUAGAAUUGAGUACUUUCGCUUGUUUGUUAAGAAGCUGCAGAUCAAAAUCCGGGUGCCAGAUAUUAG
Messenger RNA from Eublepharis macularius, 2546 nucleotides. RefSeq names its product elongator acetyltransferase complex subunit 3 (gene ELP3). The transcript has 15 exons. Lineage: Eukaryota; Metazoa; Chordata; Lepidosauria; Squamata; Eublepharidae. Bases 70 to 1713 code for a protein of 547 amino acids. Gene Ontology annotation, biological process: tRNA wobble base 5-methoxycarbonylmethyl-2-thiouridinylation. Gene Ontology annotation, cellular component: nucleus; cytoplasm; elongator holoenzyme complex. Gene Ontology annotation, molecular function: acyltransferase activity, transferring groups other than amino-acyl groups; iron-sulfur cluster binding. The record is from RefSeq and is a predicted model, not a curated record.